This is a messenger RNA of Salvelinus namaycush (lake trout), 1089 nucleotides long. It is a transcript of the gene rhbdl1, whose product is annotated as rhomboid, veinlet-like 1 (Drosophila). Gene Ontology annotation, cellular component: membrane. The record is from RefSeq and is a predicted model, not a curated record. The coding region runs from base 103 to 1089 and encodes 328 amino acids. Gene Ontology annotation, molecular function: serine-type endopeptidase activity. The transcript has 7 exons. NCBI's taxonomy places the organism in Eukaryota, Metazoa, Chordata, Actinopteri, Salmoniformes, Salmonidae.
UUUUGCCAGCUGGACCCAGACAACACCGGUUUCAUCGCAGUGGAGAACUUCACCAGUCUGGUGGAGCACCAUGAGCUGCAGCUGGACCCCUCCAAACUGGACAUGCUGUUUGCCCUGGUGCAGAGCAACGAGGAUGGACAGGUGUGCUACCAGGAGCUCAUCGAGCUGAUGAGCAGCAAGCGCUCCAGCAGUUUCCGACGGGCCAUCGCCAAUGGCCGCCGCACACUGCAGCGGGAGAUCCUAUUGGACGAGACGGGCCUGGGCGUGUACAAGCGCUUUGUGCGCUACGUGGCCUAUGAGAUCCUGCCCUGCGAGACAGACCGGCGCUGGUACUUCCACCAGAACAGCUUGUGUCCCCCUCCUGUCUUCAUGGCCAUCAUUACCAUCAUCCAGAUCAUUGUGUUCAUGUGCUAUGGCAUCAUGCUGAAUAAGUGGGUACUGCAGACGUACCAGCCAGACUUCAUGAAGAGCUCCCUGGUGUACCACCCCAGACACCGCCUCCAGGUGUGGCGCUUCUUCAGCUACAUGUUCAUGCACGUUGGGUUGGAACAGCUGGGGUUCAACGCUCUCCUCCAGCUGAUGAUCGGCGUUCCCUUGGAGAUGGUCCAUGGCAUCCUACGCAUCAGUCUGCUCUACAUGGCUGGUGUAGUGGCAGGUUCCCUGACGGUGUCCAUCACAGACAUGCGUGCUCCAGUGGUGGGGGGCUCCGGGGGUGUCUACGCUCUGUGCUCGGCGCAUCUGGCCAACGUCGUCAUGAACUGGGCCGGUAUGCGGUGUCCAUACAAGCUCCUCCGCAUGAUUCUGGCACUGGUGUGCAUGAGUUCGGAGGUGGGCCGUGCCGUGUGGCUGCGCUUCUCCCCGCCCUUGCCCUCCUCGGGGCCCCAGCCCAGCUUCAUGGCCCACCUGGCGGGGGCGGUGGUGGGCAUCAGCAUGGGCCUGCUCAUCCUGCGCAGCUACGAGGAGAGCCUGCAGAAGCAGUGCUCCUGGUGGGUCAUCCUCUUCUCCUUCAUCACCUUCCUUCUCUUCGCCAUCUUCUGGAACAUCUUCGCCUACGAGCUGCUGGGGGUGCAGCUUCCACCCGCUCCCUGA